UUGGUAUUUUUCAGGUACCGCAAAUACUGUGAAUACAAUAAACACCAUCUAUAUUUCGGAUAGAAGCGCCUAGCAAUGUAAGAUAAGAGCAAAUGUUAGAUAUAACCAGUACUAUUUAUCCCCUUAACCUAAAGCUCAUAUUCCUUCAGUUUCAAAGGAAAAGAGGGUGAUAUCGUUACUGUAUGAAAAUGAAAGUAGUCGGCGGUGUUUUCGAGAUACCUUGUGUGUAAUCUUUCAAUUUUACGCUCUUUUGCCAUUACCGUUGUACGGUACCAGGCAAAAAUCUGCCCUGUUACCAGCCCAAUACAUCAAGGUCUAUCACCCCAGAGCUUUUUUUUUUCCUUAACCAACAUUUAUUAUUCUUCGUCGUGUCUUCCCCCUCUGAGAUCAACCACCUACACCAUCCCAUCUUCCUCACUUCGCUCCCAUCCUCAUUAUCUUUGAUCCCUUGCUACCAGUGCGGUGCAAAGUAAAACCUUCUGUUGAGAUACCCUUUGUUCCUGUUCUCAAGAAUUACCUCCCUUCAUCACAUCUAUUUAGCCGAAUCCACACCAAUUCACCACACCACGCUCCUCCUUGUAACCGUUCAUUCAAGCCGUAUGAGAUUUCGCCCCUCUGAAAAUUAAAGAAGCAGGUCGAUAACAAACGGCUUGUUUGCCUCAAUACCUGACUACAUCCCUCAUCUUCCUCUCCUCCGUUUUCCCUUUUCCCCAAUUUGAAAAGCAUAUUUUUGGACUUGCGCCAACAUGGUGAAGGAAACCAAGUACUAUGAUAUCCUAGGGGUGUCCCCCAACGCUACUGAUGCGGAACUGAAAACCGCCUAUAAGAAGGGUGCUUUGAAACAUCAUCCUGACAAGAAUGCCCAUAAUCCCGAAGCUGCAGAGAAAUUCAAGGAUCUCUCUCACGCCUAUGAAAUUCUCUCAGAUUCCCAGAAACGGCAGAUAUACGACCAGUAUGGCGAAGAAGGCUUGGAGCAAGGCGGUGCCGGAGGUGGAAUGCAGGCGGAAGACCUCUUCGCCCAGUUCUUUGGUGGAAGCGCCUUUGGUGGUAUGUUUGGUGGUGGAAUGAGAGACACGGGCCCCAAGAAGGCGCGCACCAUUGUCCAUCCCCUCAAAGUCUCUCUGGAGGAUAUCUACCGAGGCAAGAUCUCAAAGUUGGCUUUGAAGAAAUCCGUUAUUUGUCCGGGAUGCGAUGGAAUUGGCGGCAAGCCAGGAUCUGUCAAGCAGUGUGGUCCCUGCGGUGGUACGGGUAAACGGACCAUGAUGCGCCAGAUGGGGCCUAUGAUUCAGCGAUUCGUUGUGGAGUGUUCGGACUGCGACAGGACGGGACAGGUCAUCAACGAACGUGAUCGUUGCAAGAAGUGCAAAGGCAACAAAGUCAUUAUUGAAAGAAAAGUCCUACAUGUGCAUAUCGACCGGGGUGUUAAGCCAGGGCACAAGAUUGAUUUCCGUGGUGAAGGUGACCAGGCGCCAGGCGUUAUAACGGGUGAUGUUCAGUUCGAAAUAGACCAGCAACCACAUCCAAGAUUCCAGCGCAAAGAUGACGACCUCUUCUACCAGGCUGAUAUUGAUCUCUUAACUGCUCUCGCUGGCGGCACAAUCAAUGUCGAACAUCUGGACGACCGAUGGCUGACAGUACAAAUCGCUCCCGGCGAACCAAUCACGCCUGGGCAAAUCAAAGUUAUCAAGGGCCAGGGAAUGCCCUCCUUCCGCCACCACGAUUUCGGCAACUUAUACAUCCAAUUCAACGUCAAGUUCCCCGAAAAGGAAGAUAUUCGUAACGUAGAACUUCUCGAGCAGGUGCUGCCGCCCCGUCCCCUACAACCGCAGCCCCCUGCGGACUCGAUGGUGGAAGAUUUCAACCUAGAGGAUGUUGAGGAUAGUGGCCGGGCGAGAGCGCAUGGAGCUGUACACAUGGGUGAUGAAGACGAUGAUGAUAUUCCUCCCGGUGCUGAGCGGAUGCAGUGCGCGUCUCAAUAGAAGUUUUCUUCCCGACAUUUUGCGGGAGAGUUUGGAGUUUGUGGGAGGCUUGCAUUUUUUUAGGAGGGCUUUCCAGUAAUGCAAAAGGGGAGUCGAGCGGACUUAGCGUCAGAAAAAGGGAAACCAUUUCUUCUGCUCCUUUUAUUUUCCUGGUUCCCACCCUUUUCAUCUGGCUGGUUUAAUACUUAUCAUCCCACGCCCGCUUCCCAUCCAAUGAUUUUCCCUCAUCCUCUUCCUUUUUUACCAUGUUUUGCUACAAGAGCUGGUUAGGGCUGUUUUUAUCCAAUCUCUUAAUCGUCUCUUUCUCUCCCGUUAUUUAUACUUCAUCCCUCUGUCUUCCGAAGCACCUCCGAUUAGUUUCAUGCUCUUUUCUAUGUCUGUUCUUCUAUUCAUAACUUUUUUCUAUAUUUCCUUUCCUAUUGCUAUCAUCAUCAUCAUCACAUAACGUCCACCGCACUGCACGUGGGGAGAGGCUUUUUUAUCCUUUCUUUUUUCCCUUUUUUCCCUUUUUUUGCAAAUUUUUUUAUUUAUAUAACUGGUUUAACGAUGGAUUGAAAUGAAAUGGAUGGAUUAGACGAUUUUUUCGAUUUUUUUUUUAAUUUCAUUUCACUUACCUUUUUAUUCUCAUAACUUUUUAUCCGUCUUCCUGUUCUUAAAAAAAAUCCUUGCCCUCCGUUCAGCCGUUAUUCACCCCAAAAUCAGCAAGCAGCAGCAGUGAGAAAACUUACAAUUGCUCAAAAUGACGAAAAAGUUCCGCUCCGUUUCUUAUUCUUUGCCUAUCCUUAUUCUAAAACAAUACAACAAACAAUAAACAAGAGAAGAACAAAGGAGCUAACCGGAGCAAAUAUUCUUGCACCAAAUGGCGGAUUGGAUUGUGCAAAGUACUCUCCUCUCUAAUAUCUUAAUCCCCCCCUCAUCUCCUCUCCUCCUUCAACACCUCCCUUCCACCAAACCAAUAUUUAAUAAUAAAUCCAGGUUUAAGAAGGCCAAAGUGUCUCCCACCUGCGUUGGUCUAGCCCUUUAACAUUUCAUGUCACUUCAUGAUUACCCCGCGCGCCCCCGGGUCAUCUUCAUUUGUUCGUUCGUGCUCGGUGCCUUAUAUAUGUAGGUGGUGUGUGAGAGAGAGAGUGUGAGUGUGCUUCAUCGAAUAUUUUUUUUUAGCUGUUAGUUUCCUUCCAGUCCAAUUUUGUUAUCAUCUUCGUAAUAUAGAAUAGAUAUAUACAUAUGGCGGCCAUUUCCAGAUUUCUUUCUUUCUUUCAUUCUUUCAUUUUCCCUUCCGCCCCUGUUCCUAUGUGUCCAGAACCUCGAGAGAGAUGGAUGAAUGAAUGAUCGGGCACAGCAUGGCGUACAGAGGCACGAUGGACAGUGCAUGGUAGCAUCGUAUGAGAUUGACUCACAUCAAGAUCUUAGGGAACAAAUAGAGGGAUAUAUAUAUGUAAAUAUAGUUUUUCACUUGGCAUGGGAGCCUAGAAGAGAGAAAAAUUAAAGGAAUGGGAGACAGAAGUUAAUGUAAAACAAGGGGGUUGAUAUAUACCUAGGUAUAACUAUAUAUUGAUUUCCAAUGCUAGGAUUGUAUUGUGAAGAGCAAAAUUAAUAUGGAUGUAAAAUAUGUAUGCCCGACUAUAAAACUGGAGUCUAGAGUUCUACCGGCUGUCAUUCAAACCAAUGAAAGCCAUAUGAUACGGGCGGGAGUUUUACUUCUUUUGAUCCAUAUGAGUACUUUAAGUAUCCAGGUCAGGCUACUACUACAUGGACCACCACCACCACCACUGCCAGUAGUGCUUUUUACAAAAAGAGAAAUAGAGCAAAUGAAAAUAGAAGCAGGAGAAGCGCCGUUUCUAUCUUUCUCCGCGGCCAGCUCGGAAUCCGGCAGGGGAAGGGCCCUUGGAAGGGUUCUAGAAAGGGGAAAAAAGCGUUGGAUUCCCUUCACAACCUGUUGUGUAAUGAUACGAUAAAUAACUACACAUGCUGCUCUCUUUUACCGCGUACAGAGAGAAUUGUGAACUGCACUCGACUGGUGGUGUACAAUGUCGCCUCUUUUACCCUAUCCGUUCCUCUUCUUCUUCCUUACAUAUCUGAUCGUUCCUUCGUUUCUUCUCCUUCCUCUUUUUUCUUCAUUCCUCCCUUCUACUCGCCGGCAUGGCGGGUGGGGAUCUAAGCUGCUACUGCGACAUGUAUAUAUAUAUAUAUAUAAGUGUUUGUCUGUACAUGUACAUGUAUGACAGUGCGUAGAAAAUGUGAUCUAGAUCCCCUCUUUUCAACCCGGGUUUUUGAUCGAGGGUUUCAUCGGGUAAUGUGUGGUGAGGUGAGGGUGAGGGGGAUUUUGAGGGAAGGCUUGGAUGUCGUAUAAAGGGGGCGGGGGAGAGAGGGGAGAGAGCAGAAGGUUGCGCAAAUUGAAAUUUGACGUGGAUCUUGAACGCACAUAGAUAAAGAGAGAGGGGGAGAGGAGGUGAAGAGGGGAAUGAGGAGGAGUGAGGGGAUGAUGGGUUGGUGGUUCUGUCCGGAUGGGCCCUGGGGGGGUGGUGGUGGUGGUUCAGAUACGAUCGAUUAGGAAUUUACAAACAGAGAAACCAUGAUACGACAGAUGGCCUGGUUCCUUUUGAGGGAUAUCUGUAGGGCAGAAGGGAGUAUGACAGACUAUGGUUGGAUAGUGAGAGGAGAGAAGCUAUGUGGUGGGAAUGCUAGAGUUUAGAACACUUUUUACUUAAGAUUUAGAUACAUGGAAG
Messenger RNA from Blastomyces dermatitidis ER-3, 4705 nucleotides. Its product is annotated as DnaJ like subfamily A member 2. Gene Ontology annotation, cellular component: cytosol; nucleus; cytoplasm. The transcript has 6 exons. The record is from RefSeq and is a predicted model, not a curated record. Gene Ontology annotation, molecular function: ATP binding; Hsp70 protein binding. Gene Ontology annotation, biological process: protein refolding; response to heat. Bases 747 to 1979 code for a protein of 410 amino acids. NCBI's taxonomy places the organism in Eukaryota, Fungi, Ascomycota, Eurotiomycetes, Onygenales, Ajellomycetaceae.